GAUGGUGCGCGAGCGCUUGGCGCCAUUACCAACGGUGUAUCGUGGCAUUGGAAAAUUUAGGCCGUCGUGUCUCUUGGCGCGAGUCCGCGCCGCACAGCUUGCCUGAAAAGACCGGGAUGGUUGGCUAAUAUUUCUUGGCCCUUUCUUCGCCAUCUGGGCAUGUUAUACUCCGCGUCGCCUCAAUAUACGCGCGCUGCGGUGUGGUAGCCCCUUUCCUACUCUACCGUAAGGUCUCUGUAGCUUGCCUAUAUUAAUAAUAAGCGUUCAACAGGUCUACCGACUUAUUUAAUAGCAAGUAGCCUAUCUUAUAAGCAGGCUUAGUAGGGCUACGAGUCAGUGUAGAAUAUCGACCCCGGAUGGAGCAAUUUAGGGGACGAGAUCUAAAGUCAGCAUCCCACCCAAGACCUUGGCAGAUUUGGCAAACGCCAUUUCGAAAAGUAUAUCUGCCCAGUAUUGGUCUGGCGAGUUUCUCGGCAUGGACCGAAAAGAUAGAACGAGCCGUUUUGUUUCAGAGGCCGAGAAGCAUCUUGUCUCCACGAGUUCUUCCCGUCGAUCUUUUCUCUCUUUAUCCCUUUACGAUCCCUCGUUUAUCGAGACGUUCUCUUUUCCCUAUCCGAUUGUUUUUUAAUUAUUAAUAACCGGCAGCUGCUUUGCUGGCACUGAUUUGAGUUCCGCAGUUCUCGAAGCGCGCUUAUAUUGCGAAGGUCCUGCUCAGAGGGGCUUACCCGGUAAUCGCGAUGGAGACCCGACGACGGAUUGUCCAGCCAGUGAGCAGUCGACAGUGGCAGAUUGUCAAAAUCGUGCUGCAGUCUACGUCGCUCGUGUUUUGCAUUAUAGUCAUUGGGCUCAGCGUUGGAAAGACUUGGGAAAGCGAUUAUGGCAUAGGAAUACUGACGGCACCUGUCACCGCUGCGACGGCGGGCUGGACGAUCGCCGAGUUUGUGACUCUUUUUAUCCGGAAGCGGAGAGGCUCUCCAGGUCGUGGAAUUCACCCCGGCGCCCACGUCGGCGUGCAGCUUAUCAUAUUCCUGGCCAUGAUAUAUGUGCUAUUCUAUUCGUGUAUGCUGUGGAGGAGUGUCCAGAACGGCAUUGUACGGUGCAACGAAUGGGAACGUGAUCCUAAUGAUCCGGACUGGGUCAUCGAGGAUUCCUCUGAAAUCGACUGGCGUGGGAAUUCUAUCUACACCACGUCGUUUUACUGUCCGGAGAGUGACCGCAUUCUCGUCAACAGCAAGUCGUUCCAGUCAGCCGUGCAGGCUCUUAUCGCGUUCUGCGGUCUAUUAUGGGCUAUACACUUCAGCCUUUUUGUCCGGGCAUGCGUCGAAACCCAACGACGAAAUAGGAUCCAUCCUGUUGCAGUGGUAUACCCGCCACCGGUAUGGCCAGCGCAGUACGGUGUCAACUACCCCCCUGAGAGCUACCCUCAGCGAGGACCGGGACCGGCGCCGAUGAAGUCUUCAUACUAGGUACGGAUAAGCUCGCUUAUAUAAUUGGAUGCUUCGAGCAUUAAAUUGUCUUCUUGUUGAGACCAUAGUAAUGCGGAUUAGUAAAGCUAUUACUAAAUUCCAAGCUCAGAGUGAAGCUUGCAAUUUUUACUGUAAUUGAGCACGAAGCCGUGAGCAGGCGGCUAUGGUUUUUGAUACCCCAGGGAUUUAUGCUGUUACGAUUCAAGUAACUACUCGAUAUCUGUAUUCGGAGUUUGGGGGAGAGACAGGAUGACUAUGAUUGAGCGAGGAUGUAGUAUAUUUGAUACUGACGGUAUCAUAAAUUUAAUAUAUUUUAACUGCAGGAGGUGAAUUCCUCCAAUUGAUUGCUGAC
Daldinia decipiens is the source of this 1818-nucleotide messenger RNA. RefSeq lists its product as uncharacterized. The coding region runs from base 738 to 1466 and encodes 242 amino acids. The record is from RefSeq and is a predicted model, not a curated record. The transcript has 2 exons. Lineage: Eukaryota; Fungi; Ascomycota; Sordariomycetes; Xylariales; Hypoxylaceae.